Messenger RNA from Diaporthe batatas, 534 nucleotides. RefSeq lists its product as uncharacterized. The coding region runs from base 1 to 534 and encodes 177 amino acids. NCBI's taxonomy places the organism in Eukaryota, Fungi, Ascomycota, Sordariomycetes, Diaporthales, Diaporthaceae. The transcript is spliced from 3 exons. The record is from RefSeq and is a predicted model, not a curated record.
AUGGUCCCAAACUCACCCCAAGCCUCACACACCACCACGAUCCUCUUCUUCUUGCUCAUCCUCAUCGCCUUCUUCCCGGGGGUAUUCCACUACCUCUGGACCCUCCCGCUCAGCCUCAUCUUCUCUUCAACGCCAGCAUUUAACAGCGGCGGCAGCGACCCGACAGCAGACAUCAGGAUGGGUUCCUGGUUCCAGAAACAGUUCACGCUCCCCAGCAAGUCGCGGGGCUCGUACCUGAUCACGGACCACGUCGUCAGCUCGCUGCCGGAGCUGAAGCAGUACAAGGUCGGCCUGCUGCACCUGUUCAUACAGCACACCAGCUGUGCGCUCAGCCUCAACGAGAACUGGGACGACGACGGCGCGGACGAUAUGCCGGCUCACAUCAAGUCGGCACUAGUCGGCGCAUCCGUUACGAUACCAAUCCGGGAUGGAAAGCUGGCCACAGGCACCUGGCAAGGAAUUUGGUACCUUGAAUUCCGGGCAAUGAAGCACCAGAGACGUGUUGUUGCAACGAUUCAGGGAGAAAAGGCAUAG